Molecule: messenger RNA, 1335 nt
Organism: Rhipicephalus microplus (southern cattle tick)
Lineage: Eukaryota; Metazoa; Arthropoda; Arachnida; Ixodida; Ixodidae
Product: sodium-coupled monocarboxylate transporter 1
Biological process (GO): transmembrane transport; sodium ion transport
Cellular component (GO): membrane
Molecular function (GO): symporter activity
Source: RefSeq, a predicted model, not a curated record
AUGUCACUGAUCAGCACGUCUAUAUCUCCGGUGGCCAUGUUGGGCAUUCCGGCCGAGAUGUACUUCUACGGACUCGCGUUUAUCAUGAUACAGUUGGGACUGCUGUUCACCGUGCUCCUGACGAAUCACAUCUACAUGCCCAUGUUUUACAAGCUCAACGUCACCAGCGCUUUCCAGUACCUGGAGCUUAGGUUCAAUCGAACGCUUCGCACCAUUUGUUCAGUGUCGUCGGCUUUGCAAAUGAUUGUGUACAUGUCUAUAGUGCUUUAUGGGCCUGCACUUGCACUGCAACAAGUGACCGGAGUAAAUCUAUGGCUGUCAGUGGUCUCCAUUGGCGUCGUCUGCACCUUCUACACGACAGUGGGUGGCAUAAAGGCGAUCGUCAUGGCCGACGUGUUUAUGAGCUUUAUAAAGUAUGCAUCCAUCAUACUGCUAGCAGUGAAGGGGACCAUAGAUGUCGGCGGCUGGCACAGCGUCUACGAGAAAAACCUAGACUCUCAGAGACUUCAUCUGUUUGAUUUUCGGCCGGACCCGACAGUUCGUCACUCGGUGUGGUCCCUGGUGAUCGGUGGCACCUUCCUGUGGCUCACCAUGUACGCCGUCAACCAAGGCUGGGUGCAGCGCUACCUAAGCAUGCCCGACGUGGCCACAGUUAGGAGAGCCAUGUGGAUGAACUUGCUGGGCGUGAUUGCGCUCCAAAGUGCGCUGUGCUACGUGGGACUGGUGAUAUUCACACGAUACAAUGACUGUGACCCCGUCAGCACGAGGCAGGUCGCCGCGGCGGACCAAGUAAAUCCAUUUUUUGUCAUGGACAUACUGGGGAACUAUCCAGGUGUGCCCGGGCUCAUCGUGUCGGGAAUAUUCAGCGGAGGACUGAGUGGCGUAUCCGCAAGCCUCAGCUCUUUGGCGACAACGACACUUCAGGAUAUCAUAAAGACGUACAUCAAGCCGGACCUAGGGGACAGGGCUGCCGGCAUCCUACUGAAAGUUCUCACCAUAGUGUUUGGAGUCAUCGUCGUCGCCAUGGUGUAUGUGGCCCAGCAGAUGGGGGACGUCCUACAGUCAGCGCUCUCUAUCCUUGGAAUCGUCGGUGGCCCUCUCGUCGGCGUCUACAGCCUGGGCAUCUUCGUCCCCUUCGCCAAUUCCAUAGGAGCCGUCACUGGCUUGGUGGCCGGUGUGUUCACGCUGUCCUGGAUCAGCGUGGGCGCCUAUCUCCGGAGGCCGUUUCACUGGCGACCACCGGUCUCGGUGGACGGUUGUGUCCAGCUGUACCUAAACGCUACAGGCCUCGAACAGCCAACGCUUCCUUCUGUCGACAUCGACGCGCACAAGUAA